CACGUGCAAUGCACGUGGCCACGAGCUAGUCUACGAAAAAUACCCGUUCCUCCUCCUCCUCCUCCUCCUCCUCCUCGUGGGCGCGCGCCGUCUUCUUCUUCCGCUACCUUUCAAUGGGCUAUUACAGGCGAGCUUCUUCGCAUGCCCUAAAAUCACUGAAAUGCCGCUCUCUCUUGUCCAGGCUCUCUCCAGCUCCUGCCAAAUUGGACUCGCUCUACCGCCUAUCAGGUGGUGCCUUCCCCAGCUUCGGCUUCGGCUAUGGCUUCUGUUCUCACUCUCGCUCGUACCUCAAGGAGAACGCCAUUGACUUGAGCCAGUACCCUCCGGAAAGGAUAAGGAAUUUCUCCAUAAUCGCGCACGUCGACCAUGGGAAGUCCACGCUCGCUGACCGGCUCUUGGAGCUCACGGGGGCUAUCAAGAAAGGCCAUGGUCAGCCUCAGUACCUCGACAAGUUGCAGGUAGAGAGGGAAAGGGGAAUAACGGUGAAAGCUCAGACGGCGACAAUGUUUUAUAAUCACAACCUCAACGGCCUUAAAGCAGAUGAGGGACACGAAACUCAAGCCUUCCUACUUAAUCUUAUUGACACACCCGGUCAUGUCGAUUUUAGCUAUGAAGUGUCGAGAUCGCUUGCUGCUUGCCAGGGUGCCCUUUUGGUUGUGGAUGCUGCUCAAGGAGUUCAGGCACAAACUGUUGCUAAUUUUUAUCUUGCGUUUGAGUCUGGCCUCUCGAUAAUACCUGUAAUAAACAAAAUAGACCAGCCGACUGCUGACCCUGAACGUGUUAAAGCCCAAUUGAUGUCAAUGUUUGAUCUUGAUCCGAGUGAUGCUCUUCUGACUUCUGCCAAGACUGGACAAGGUCUUGAGCAAGUGCUUCCAGCUGUCAUACAGCGCAUAGCUCCUCCUCCUGGGAAGAGUAAUUCACCUUUGCGAAUGCUUCUGUUGGAUUCCUACUAUGAUGAGUAUAAAGGAGUGAUCUGCCAUGUGGCUGUAGUUGAUGGUGCUGUGCGGAAGGGGGAUAAAAUUUCCUCGGCUGCAACUGCUCAGUCUUAUGAAGUAUUGGAUAUCGGCGUUAUGCAUCCUGAACUCACCCCUACUGGAGUCCUUUUAACUGGACAGGUGGGUUAUAUUGUUAGUGGAAUGCGGUCAACCAAAGAAGCACGGAUAGGAGACACUCUGUAUCAAAGCCGAAACACUGUGGAGCCCCUUCCAGGUUUCAAGCCUGCCAAGCACAUGGUAUUCUCUGGUCUUUAUCCAGCUGAUGGUUCCGACUUUGAGGCACUUAAUCAUGCAAUAGAAAGGCUUACAUGCAACGAUGCCAGCGUCUCAAUUAGCAAAGAGAGUAGUACGGCCCUUGGCCUUGGUUUCAGGUGUGGUUUCCUAGGUUUGCUUCACAUGGAUGUUUUUCAUCAGCGGCUUGAACAGGAGCAUGGAGCUCAUGUCAUUUCAACUGUUCCAACUGUGCCAUAUAUUUUCGAGUAUUCCGAUGGAAGCAAAUUAGAAGUUCAGAAUCCUGCCUUGUUGCCGUCAAAUCCCAAAAGUCGGGUGACAGCCUGCUGGGAACCUACAGUUAAAGCUACCAUUAUUAUUCCUAGUGAGUAUGUUGGAUCUGUUAUCACACUUUGCUCCGAGAGGAGAGGUCAGCAGCUGGAAUACUCAUUCAUUGACAGCCAACGGGUCUUAAUGAAGUACCGCUUACCUUUGAGAGAGAUUGUUGUUGACUUUUAUAAUGAACUCAAGAGUUUGACAUCUGGAUAUGCUUCAUUUGACUACGAGGAUGCAGACUAUCAGCAAUCCGAUUUAGUGAAGCUCGAUAUUCUCUUGAAUGGACAAACUGUUGAUGCCAUGGCAACAAUAGUUCAUACCUUGAAGGCACAGCGCGUUGGCCGUGAAUUGGUCGAGAAGCUGAAGAAAUUUAUAGACAGACAAAUGUUUGAGAUAAUCAUACAAGCCGCGAUUGGAUCAAAGGUCGUUGCGAGGGAGACGAUAUCUGCCAUGAGAAAGAAUGUUCUUGCCAAGUGCUAUGGUGGCGAUGUUACGCGGAAGAGAAAGCUUUUGGAGAAGCAAAAGGAAGGAAAGAAGAGAAUGAAACGUGUUGGUUCUGUGGAUAUUCCUCAAGAGGCCUUCAAUGAAAUCUUGAAGGUGACGUAGAGAACCAUUGAAGUUAUCUAGAGGAUUCUGGCAUGGAGAAAACAAAAUGCAUGCAAUUUCAACAGCUUCUCUGAGAUGGAAACUGACGAGGCAAGUCUGAUGUUUGCUGACAAACAUUAUUCCUGAUAUCUCGGAAGGUUUUAACAUGACCUGGAAGGCGGCCACUUUUCUGUCCUUUGAUUCUACUCCAAGUUCAAUUUUUGACAGUCAUCUCGUGGGUUUGGUCGGGCAGAGAACUGCAGAGUCAGGUCUUAAAGCACCACCUCUGAGGUGGACAGGCAAUUUUGCUAUUUAAGUCAUUUCUCUCAUUCUUGUAUCAAUUGUAAUUGUGAUUGGGAAGCAUUUUGGGUUCUCUCUACCUCCGUGGGUGGGCAAUGGUGAAGUCAAUUUAUUAUUUAUCCAUUUACAUAAAUCUUUGUAAUGUAGCAGAAAUAGACUAACAGUAUCUCUGAUGUAUCGUAUUGUUUGGAAUACAGUGAUGGCCAUCAAGAAGAAACGAUGAAUGUAAUCAAAUAACGAUUCCUUAUUUUAC
Molecule: messenger RNA, 2679 nt
Organism: Rhodamnia argentea
Lineage: Eukaryota; Viridiplantae; Streptophyta; Magnoliopsida; Myrtales; Myrtaceae
Product: translation factor GUF1 homolog, mitochondrial
Biological process (GO): positive regulation of translation
Cellular component (GO): mitochondrion
Molecular function (GO): mitochondrial ribosome binding; GTPase activity; GTP binding
Source: RefSeq, a predicted model, not a curated record